Molecule: messenger RNA, 702 nt
Organism: Eutrema salsugineum
Lineage: Eukaryota; Viridiplantae; Streptophyta; Magnoliopsida; Brassicales; Brassicaceae
Exons: 2
Coding region: 1-702 (233 amino acids)
Source: RefSeq, a predicted model, not a curated record
AUGGCGAAACAAGGAAGGAAACUACGCAAUCGUUCACCUACCCAGACUGUUUCUGAGGUGAAUGGAUCUAGGAUGAAGAAUAAAGCUGAAUCCCCUUCUUUCGAUGAUCCGGAACUCCUCGCACCUUCAAUCCCUCUCGGAUCUGCUAAUCGCGCUACUUCUGGUAUGAUUUCUGCUAGAAUGGAAUCUCUGGAUAAUGUACACAGUCCAUAUUUCCUACAUUCUGCUGAUCAUCCAGGUCUCUCUAUUGUCUCUCAUAUACUCGAUGGUUCAAACUACAACAACUGUAUGGUUAAUGCUUGGGUGAUGAAUGUAGUGAACAGGGAAAUUUAUGAGAGUAUUCUUUAUUACGAAGACGCGGCUGAGAUGUGGAAUGAUUUGUUCUUGCGAUUUCGCAUGAGUAAUCUCCCUAGGAAGUAUCAACUUGAACAAGCCAUUUACAUUCUUAAGCAAGGAUCUCUUGAUCUGUCUACUUACUACACAAAGAAAAAAACUCUUUGGGAGCAACUUGCAAAUACUAAGUCUCAUUCUGCGAAGAAAUGCAAUUGUGAUACUGUCAAGGAAUUGUUGGACGAUGCAGAAACCAGCAAAAGCAUCCAGUUUUUGAUGGGAUUAAAUGAUAAUUUUGCUAACAUCAGAGGUCAGAUACUGAAUAAUAGGCCUUGUCCUGGCAUGCCUGAGAUCUAUAACAUAUUAGAUUAG